Messenger RNA from Phaeodactylum tricornutum CCAP 1055/1, 618 nucleotides. RefSeq names its product f-actin capping protein. Gene Ontology annotation, biological process: barbed-end actin filament capping; actin cytoskeleton organization. Lineage: Eukaryota; Bacillariophyta; Bacillariophyceae; Surirellales; Neidiaceae. Gene Ontology annotation, molecular function: actin filament binding. Bases 1 to 618 code for a protein of 205 amino acids. Gene Ontology annotation, cellular component: actin cortical patch; F-actin capping protein complex. The record is from RefSeq and is a predicted model, not a curated record. The transcript has a single exon.
AUGACGCCGGAAGAAGACUUUUGCAAAGAGCUCGUCUUGUCUUUGCCGCCGAUGGAAUCGCGCGAUUUUGCCACACUCAAGGAGAAUUUGAAGACUGUUAAAGGAUUCAAGGAAGAUUUUUUCGAAGAGAUAGCGACGAGGACCUGCAUUGUUCCCGGAGAAGCUGGUUCUAACCCGCUCGUGGACGCCCUUCAAGACGAACUUCGAGAAAUGCAGGAACACUACCGCGCGAAACAUGUUUCUUCUCGCUUUACUAUCUGCCUCGAUGAUGAAAAUAAUCUGGUCAUUCGGACCUACGCAGAGCAGCUGGAUGCUCACAACUGGGCGACAGGGUACUGGGCGACAAUCUGGAAUUUGACAAGAACGGGUGAACUUUCUGGAAAGGCGUCGGUUCACGUGUAUUCCUUUGAAGACAGUUCAAAUGUGCAAAUGCGAGGUAGCCGUGUCUUCACAUCUGUCAAUAUUCCGCAUGAACACCAUGCGAAAGGAGUCGUGAAAAAAAUCGCUGAGUAUGAAAAAGCGCUGUUAGAGGAUCUAUCCGACGAAGAUGCCGUCAUGUCGAGUCUCAAGCAGAUUCGUCGGAUUCUUCCAAUUACUCGCACACGGAUGAAGUGGUAA